Apiotrichum porosum is the source of this 2127-nucleotide messenger RNA. RefSeq lists its product as uncharacterized. The transcript is spliced from 3 exons. Gene Ontology annotation, molecular function: metal ion binding. The record is from RefSeq and is a predicted model, not a curated record. Bases 1 to 2127 code for a protein of 708 amino acids. Lineage: Eukaryota; Fungi; Basidiomycota; Tremellomycetes; Trichosporonales; Trichosporonaceae.
AUGGACGCCCGCGCCGUGCACUCUUCAUCGCCCCAGCCAUCGCCGCACGGAGCUAUCGGCGAGUUCCCUGGCGGAGUCUCGUCUCCGCUCCCGUCAGCGGCGCACCAGCGGAGUGGGUCGUAUGCGCCCCGUCCGCGCACGCCGCUUGCCCCUCCCAGCUCCAGCGGCGACGAACUCGACCUCACAGCCCUAAUGGCCCACGGCCAGCGUCAGCUCGAGCUCGACCACCGUAGCCGCUUUGGACGUUUCGCUGCCGCUUCGGCACGUUCCGGAUCGCCGUCGCGGUGGGACGAGGAGUGGCGCGGAUCGAGCGCGCGGUCCCGCGAGAGCUCAAUGCGUCGUCAGCCCAGCGCUCAGUCGGCGACGGGCGGCAGUGUCACCCCCGUGGCACCUACCCCGAACCUCUCUUUCCUCGACACGAGCUUUCCCUCUCCUAUCGGUGCCGUUGGUGGCGCCGCUUCCAUCGGACGGCACCGGGGCAGCUUUGCUACGCCAGCCAACCCCGCCCCACCGGCUACCGACCCCGCCGCCACUGCCACUCACCACCUCAACGCACUUCAGUCGGUUCUCAACCCUCUUAUUGCGCAGAGCGAGGAGGUCAUUCGUCUCCGUGCAGAGGUUGAGCUGUGGCGCGGCGAGUGGCAGCGCUGCGACCGUGAGCGUCGCCGUCUCGACGGCAUUGUGGCCACCAAGAACAAUGAACCUGUGAAUGGCCAGGCAUUUUCCGUCGUACUCCUUGACGGUGAUGGAUUAAUCUUCCAGGACGAGUAUCUCCGCAAGGGCUUCGCCGGCGGUCAACAGGCCGCUCGUACCCUCGCGACCGCGCUCCCUGGUCUGGCAGACACAAUCUUCUCGCCUCAGACCAACGACGGAGGCAUCGAGGCCAACGGUGACGCACCCAAGCACGACCUUGGUAGCGUCAUUGUUCAGGUCUUUGUGAACAAGUCAGGUCUCGGCCAUGCGCUUCUCCGCGCCGGCUCCGUGCCCUCGUGGACCGUAUAUGACGGUUUCUGGCAGGGCUUCUCGUCGGCUCACGACCUCUUUAGCGUCAUCGACGCGGGCCACGGCAAGGAGGCUACGGAUGCCAAGAUCCGCGAGCACCUCCGCCUAUAUUCUAGCCACCGCCAGUGCUCAACCAUCUUCCUCGGCGCGACACAUGACAAUGGCUAUGCCAACGUUCUGUCGUCUCUGGAGACCACCUCGGGCCUGUCCAAACUCGUUCUGCUCAAGGGCUACUCCGAGCUCGCUGCUGGCCUGAAGCCGUAUGCUUCCCGUUGCGUGACUGUCAACGACCUUUUCCGCACGUCGCGCGUCCCCAACCCCAACAAUCUCUCGGCUGCUCUGGGCACCAACGGAAACGGCAAGGAUAACGGUAGCUCGGGUAACACCGCGAACGGCCCUGCCGUUUCCUCUCGUGCUCCUCCCUCCCCUCGCUCCCCUCGCGCGCGCCGUGGCUACCCAGCCCGCGCUCAGCCUAAAGACAAGGAGGAGGAAGAUGUGUCGAGCGUCGACGACCCCGACAGCAACUCUGAUUCCACUUCCGAGGAUGGUAACCCCGACGUUGAGAUCGAGGUUAUUGAGUGGGAGGGUCUCGUUGACUCUGCUCCUCACUCCGCUGGUAACCCUGGAGCUGGCGCUCCUCCCCGUCGCGGUGUCAACGCCUCGACCCGCCUCCGCGUUCCCCGUUCCUCGAUGCACGCCCAGCACUCGCAGCAGAGCGAGAACGAGGACGGCGACUGGGAAGACAACAAGAAGAAGGCUACCGCCGGCCCUGGAAAAAAGUACAAGCCGGCCGCUCGUUCUGCGAGCGUCCCGACUGUGCGCAACCUCAAGCCCCGCCCAUGCCACACGUUCUACCUCUCGCCCUGGGGCUGCAAGAACGGAGAUGGCUGCGAGUAUGCGCACCACUACAAGCUCAAUGAGGAGCAGACUGAGGAACUCGCGCGUCUCGCCAAGGAGAUCAUCUGCCCAUAUGUCCGCAGCAAGCGCUGCCACUUUAGCGAGGACGAGUGUGUCUAUGGCCACCGCUGUCCCCGUGGCGAGCGUUGCACGUUUGGCGACACGUGCCGGUUCAAGGACCUUCCCAACGGUCAUGGCGAGGACUCGCGUGCGGCGGCGGCGCAGUAA